AUGCCCAAAAACCAAAACAUGAACAAAAACACGCUGAGUGACUCCACUGGGGGCCAUGAAGCAGCCAAGGCGAGGUCUCCUACCAGGGGCAAGGUGUUCCCAGAGGUUGCGCGUUACAAGGAAUUGCAACGAUGCAUGGACCAGGGAACUGACGAUUUGAUCGAGACCACGCAUAGAUGUGCGGAACUCCGUCGUGACGUCGCCGAGCGACGCGAAAAGGUCCUCGACAAGAGAAUGCACGGUCUUGGCGGCGCCUUUGCCAAGAGCCGGCUUCCCAACCACUACAAGUAUUAA
Fonsecaea multimorphosa CBS 102226 is the source of this 294-nucleotide messenger RNA. RefSeq lists its product as uncharacterized. The transcript has a single exon. The record is from RefSeq and is a predicted model, not a curated record. Bases 1 to 294 code for a protein of 97 amino acids. Lineage: Eukaryota; Fungi; Ascomycota; Eurotiomycetes; Chaetothyriales; Herpotrichiellaceae.